Molecule: messenger RNA, 667 nt
Organism: Cuscuta campestris
Lineage: Eukaryota; Viridiplantae; Streptophyta; Magnoliopsida; Solanales; Convolvulaceae
Source: the annotation of a GenBank genome assembly
AGCGGUCGAGAGAGACAGACAUUUAAGCUGAGCAGCGGCGGCAGAGAGGCGCAAGGAUGGUGAAGUUUCUCAAACCAGGCAAGGCGGUGAUCCUUCUACAGGGCCGGUACGCCGGUCGCAAGGCGGUGAUCGUGAAGUGCUUCGACGAUGGUCCCCAGGGACGCUCCUACGGCCGGUGCCUCGUUGCCGGCAUAGCCAAGUAUCCGGCGAAGAUCAUCAGGAAGGACUCUGAGAAGAAGCGCGCGAAGAAGUCUCGCGUCAAGGUGUUCGUGAAGAUGGUCAAUUACAAGCACAUUAUGCCCACGCGCUACACGCUCGACGUGGAUCUCAAGGAGGUCGUCACCCCCGAUUGCCUCCAGACUCGCGACAAAAAGGUCACCGCUGCUAAGGAGGCGAAGGCCCGUUUCGAGGAGAGGUUCAAGAGCGGCAAAAACCGCUGGUUCUUCACCAAGCUCAGGUUCUGAGCUGAAAUGGUGGUAGUUCUGGGCUCGAUUCUAGGUAAACCUGUUUUUUUCUUUAUAAAUCUGUUGGAAAUCUGAGAUUCCUACUGUUAGUACUGGAUUUGCAUUUUGUGUCUCUCAUCUUCAAACUUAUUUCUUGUUACUCAAUCUACAACAUUUCAGGAUCUAAUUUUGUGUUUUUCCUUGAAUGAAUGCUUCUUGUUUAU